Messenger RNA from Lodderomyces beijingensis, 1845 nucleotides. The record is from the annotation of a GenBank genome assembly. NCBI's taxonomy places the organism in Eukaryota, Fungi, Ascomycota, Pichiomycetes, Serinales, Debaryomycetaceae.
AUGGACUCGUCUCUGCAUCUAUUUACAACUACCACGACCACUACCACGACCGCGACCACCACGACCACCAUCACCACCAUUAUAAACAACGCAUUGGCCUCGUCGUUGCCGCCUCCCUUGUCGCAGUCGUGGGAGAUUCUACAAAACACACUUGCCCAGAACUUCCUUUACUGUCUAAACUCGUUGGGUCACUUGCCCGGGGGCCAGAUUAUUCUUCGCUACAUCAAGUCUUCGUAUCAGAACGACCCCAUCAGAUCGUUGUUUGAGUACUGUUUAUUUAUAUUUGCACUCACCUAUUUUUUCACCGCGAAGAAGAAGGAGAACAAAUCCGAGAUUGUCAAGUUUUCCCAGUCGGAAAUCGACGAGUUGUGCAACGAAUGGGUUCCUGAACCGCUCGUUGAAGGAUUGACCGAUCUAGAAAGCUGGGAGUUGAAAUCGAUCCCAGAGAUAAUUGGACAAAACGGCGCCCAUGUCCACGUGGUGACUGCCGUCACCAACAAGCUUGCCCAGGAAACUGACAAAGAAGAAGAAGGAGGGCCGCUUGUGGUUAAUCUUGCGUCGCAGGAUUUCCUCAACCUCAACGAAAGUCCCAGUGUGAAAAAGGCCGCCAAGCAAGAGAUUGAAUAUGCGGGUGUUGGUGCAUGUGGACCGCCAAAUUUUUACGGAACCCAGGAUGUACACGUUCGUCUUGAAGAGGACUUGGCAAAAUAUUUGGGCACCGAGCAAGCGAUCAUCUACGGGCAAGACUUUGUCACCGCGGGAUCCGUCAUCCCCGCAUUUUUGAAAAGAGGCGAUCUUUGCGUGGUUGAUCGAGAUGUGAAUCUCGCGUUGCAAAAGGCUUUGAUUGUUAGUCGUGCCGAUAUCGAGUGGUACGACCACAAUGACACGGUGCACUUGGAGCAGAUAUUGAACCAGUUGCAGCCGGUGCUUGCCAAGCAAAAGCCGAUAAGAAGACGUUUUAUCAUCACCGAAGGCUUGUUUGCAAACACGGGAGACAUUGCAAAUUUGCCCAAGAUCGUGGAGUUGAAGAACAAGUUCAAGUACAGACUCUUCUUGGACGAGUCCUUGUCUAUCGGAGUGUUGGGUAACUCGGGAAGAGGCUUGUGUGAGCACUAUGGAAUCGACAGAGGCGAAAUAGCGAUAACCAUUGGUUCCAUGGCAAACUCCUUUGCGUCCUCGGGCGGCUUUUGCGUGGGUGUGGAACCCAUGAUCCACCACCAAAGAAUAUCGUCAAAUGCAUACGUUUUCAGUGCAGCACUACCCCCAUACUCGGCAAAAGUGGCCUCGCAGGCAAUCAGAGAAAUCAGGGACUCCUCGGAGCCCCGCACCGGCAACUCCAAGCUCAUGUCCACACUCCACCAGCUCACUUCCUUCACCUACGAUGCCUUUUUGCGAAGCUUGAAGGAUCUUCCCAUAACAAUGGUCUCUUCUCCGCAAUCCCCAAUGAUCCAUCUAGCCUUGAGUGAAUCUUACCGUGAGGAGCUCAAUUUGCCCUUGUUAUAUGGAAACUCGACUUUUGUCACCAAGGGCAAACCCGCGAAGCACUUGAACGCCUUUGACGAAUACUUGAAUCUCGAAUCCUUUGUCUUGCAGAAAAUAGUCGACUAUGUCCUCGUUGAGGGCGGCAUCUUGAUCACACGGUCAAAGUUGAUUUUGGAACACGAGAACUUGCCAGUGAAUCCUCCCCAGUUGUUGAUCAACAUCAACACGGGCGUGUCUCGAGAAGAACUAAGCAAGUUGGUAUCGGUCUUUGCUCGGGCAGUUGAACAUGUGCUCAAGAACUUGAAGGACGAAAACGACUUGUUUCAAUUAUAUGAUGAAAUCAGGGAUUACGGUCUCAAAUAA